CCCACUGGAGACACUCAUUAGUGUCGGGACUCCAGGAAUCAGCCCUCCUUCUGGUCCGAGGGACAUUGGGUGGUGGCAUUUCUCCAGCUGCUCCCCAGGAAGAGGAGGAAGCCCCUGAGACCUAUAGACCUAGCUCUUCUCUCUGUGGUCACCCAGUGCAGCCUGCCCCAGGGCCGACAAGUCAGGGGGCAGCAAAUUUUUAACUAGACACAUUGAUCAUUAACGGGGGUAGAAAGGAAUCCAAACUCAGCCUCUUGAGGGCAGAGCCUAGCUGGGCCUCAGGCCUCCCAUGGCAAUGCUGGGCCCCCGAGUCUGGUUCUCUGUGAGGCAGGGCCUGAGCAGGGGCUUGUCUAGGAAUGUGGGGGGCUGGGCCUCAGGAGAGGGGAGGAAGGUAGACAUUGCUGGCAUCUACCCCGCUGUGACCACCCCCUUCACUGCCACAGCAGAGGUGGACUAUGGGAAACUGGAAGAGAAUCUGCACAAACUGGGCAAUAUCCCCUUCCGCGGCUUUUUGGUCCAGGGCUCCAAUGGUGAGUUCCCCUUCCUGAGCAGCAGUGAGCGCCUGGAGGUGGUGAGCCGUGCGCGUCAGGCCAUACCCAAGGACAAGCUCCUGCUAGCUGGUGCCGGCUGCGAGUCUACUCAAGCCACAGUGGAGAUGACCGUGAGCAUGGCCCAGGUGGGGGCUGAUGCUGCCCUGGUGGUGACCCCUUCCUACUAUCGUGGCCAAAUGAGCAGUGCUGCCCUCAUCCACCACUACACCAAGGUCGCCGACCUCUCUCCAAUUCCUGUGGUGCUGUACAGUGUCCCAGCCAACACGGGGCUGGACCUGCCUGUAGACACAGCGGUCAUUCUUUCCCAGCACCCGAAUAUCGUCGGCAUCAAGGACAGUGGUGGUGAUGUGACCAGAAUCGGGCUGAUGGUUCACAAGACCAGGAGGCAGGAUUUCCAGGUGUUGGCUGGAUCGGCUGGCUUCCUGCUAGCCAGCUACGCCGUGGGAGCUGUGGGGGGCGUGUGUGCCCUGGCCAAUGUCCUGGGGGCUCAGGUGUGCCAGCUGGAGCGACUCUGCCUCACAGGGCAAUGGGAAGAAGCCCAGAAGCUACAGCUCCGCCUCAUUGAGCCAAACACUGCGGAAUAUGCAUUGAGACAGACAGCCACAGUCAUUGUGACAUAAGUCAUCCUGGGACCUUACUUAGAGAUGCACUGCCUAGACAGAGGGACCAUGGACUUUUAGACCAGCUUUUUGAGUGGCCAGAUCCUGAAAAACAGAAUGAUUGAGAAGAAAGAAGUUGGAAAGCUGGAGGUAUUCAGAGCCCAGAUUUCCCAGGAGACUUCUGUCUUCAAAUAAUCUAUUCUGCAGUCAGACCAGGUACCUCAAUUCUGCGUUGGGCAAGUUAUGGAGAAGAGUCAGGAUGGAAUGCCUUUAAGUGCUAAGCAAUGCUGUGCAGAGCCAUAUUGGCGUUUGAGGCAGAAAGAAAAAGGUGUGUCCCUAUAUUUGUAGACACCUUUUUAUGUAUAUUUUAAAUUAAACAUUUAAUUUUGAGAUCAUUGUAGAGUCACAUGAAAUUGUAAGAAAUAAUACAGAGAGAUCCCAUGUACCCAUUAUCCAAUUUCCCCCAGCGGUAACAAUACCACAACCAGGAUUUUGACUUUGAUAUAGUCAAGAUAUAAAAUAUUUCCAUCACCACAAAGAUCCCUCAUGUUACACUUUUAUAGCCACACGUACUUGCCUCCUGCCCCCACCCCCUCUUUAACCUAUGGCAACCACAAAUAAGUUUGUCAUUUUUAUAAUUUUGUCAGUUCAAGACUGUUAUAUAAAUGAAAUCAUAUAGUCUAUAACCUUUUGAGAUUGGCUUUUCUCACUCAGCAUAAUUUUAUGGAGAUUCAUCCGGGUGUUGUGUGUAUCAAUAGUUGGUUCCUUGUGAGUAGUAAUUGAGUAGUAUUUCACGAUACAGUUAUACCACAGUUUAUUUAACCAUUCACCUCUUAAAGGACAGAUGGUUGUUUCCAGUUUUGACUAUUAAAAGCUGCUACGAACAUGCAUGUACAUGUUUUUGUGUGACCGUAAGUCUUCAUUUUUCUGAUAUAAAUAAAUACAUAAUUGCUGGGUCAUAUGAUGGUCAC
Messenger RNA from Rhinolophus ferrumequinum (greater horseshoe bat), 2121 nucleotides. RefSeq names its product 4-hydroxy-2-oxoglutarate aldolase 1 (gene HOGA1). The record is from RefSeq and is a predicted model, not a curated record. Gene Ontology annotation, biological process: N-acetylneuraminate catabolic process. The transcript is spliced from 7 exons. Lineage: Eukaryota; Metazoa; Chordata; Mammalia; Chiroptera; Rhinolophidae. Gene Ontology annotation, molecular function: 4-hydroxy-tetrahydrodipicolinate synthase activity; N-acetylneuraminate lyase activity. Bases 290 to 1171 code for a protein of 293 amino acids.